Messenger RNA from Scaptodrosophila lebanonensis, 318 nucleotides. RefSeq lists its product as uncharacterized. The transcript has a single exon. The record is from RefSeq and is a predicted model, not a curated record. NCBI's taxonomy places the organism in Eukaryota, Metazoa, Arthropoda, Insecta, Diptera, Drosophilidae. Bases 1 to 318 code for a protein of 105 amino acids.
AUGGCUCUGAAGUGUACACUUUUGUUUCUGGCUUGCUUGCUGGCCUACGUGGCAGCUGAGGAGUACGAGUUCGAUGGGAACAAGGUGCGUCCGCUUGGUGGCAACGGAUUGCCGGAAGGAGGCCGCAAAAUCGAACUUAAAUACACCGACGAUCCAGCACAAGGAGGUCGUCAAUCGAGUGUUCGAUUUGAUCAGAAUAUUUACAAAACCCAAGAUGGACGCGGCACCAUAGAUGUCUACGCUCAGGGCAGAAAAAUGUACGACUGGGAUCGCAAAGACUUUGGCGGUGGCGUUGAGGGAAGGUGGUUCUUCGGAUAG